AUGGCGACGGCGACGACAGCAAAGGCCGGACAUGCGAUGCGCCGGCCGCGACCCAGCAUGGGCGCCCGUUUGGGCACACGCGCCAACACCCUCACCACAGGCAGCGAUACGCCCGUCAAGAAGAUGUCCGAACCACACGUCAGAUCCUCCGAGUACAUCCUGCGCAAGUUUCGUGGCAGCCCUCCCUCGCUCACCAUCCAUCUGCAUGCCACCUUCUUCCGCUUCGAUCAGCAAGAUGGCAGCUUCCCCUACGAUUCUCCCAUGAAGUUCAUCCUACAACACUUGCGCAAACAGACCGUUCCCCAUGAGAUGGUCCAGGACCUGCUGGAGAAUGGCGUCGUCUUCUAUGAUGGUUGCCUUAUCGUCAACAUUGUCAACCACAAAUCCUCUGUCGCAAAGACAACAACUCCUGGCAACCUGUCCGAGUCUAUUAAGCAACAGGAUGGCUCCAAGGAACAGACCCACACUGGUCCGAGAACCUCUAUCGUUGUUCUACAUCCUACAGACCUCUCGCGCCAUCACGAGUUGAUGCACCUCGCCAACCAACCAAACAAGACUGCUCUGGCCAUCGAUGAAAAGGAUUACUACCAAUUCGAGGCUAGCAUGCUCGUUUCUAGCGAACCUCCGCUGCUGUUAGAUCCUGCAAAGUCUCCCGAGGAGGCCGAAAUGGCUCUACGAAUGCUUCAACAUCCCCUACAUUCCGAGCCUCCGCCAUCACCAAGAUCUCGCAAGCGAACACAUGCCGAAAUGGCUCUCGACGAUGCACAAGCUUUCGAAGAAGAGAGGCGCAUGCUUAUCAUGGACGAACGCACAAAACCUUCUUUGCGUGGUGGAAACGGUACCUCUACUUCCGAAGGUCAGACUGCCUCGGUGGCACUUGGGUUCUCCAGGUUCAAGACGCUCGAAACUAUCAAGAAGAAUCAUGAGGAGAACGACCGCAAGAAGAAGGAAGAAGAGGCGCAGAAGGCCAUCGAAAAGCGUCAACACGAUGCUGCCCUAGCCCAAAAGAGAAAGCUCAUGGAGGACAGGACCAGACAAGAGCAGGCCGCUACGCAACAGAAGCAGAAGAUGAUGAUGCAGCAGCAGCAGUUGAUGCAGCAGCAACAAGCCCAGCAACAGGCCCAACAGCAGGCUCUCCAGCAACAACAGCAACAGGCUGCUCAGCUUCAGCAGCAGCAACAGAUGCAACAGCAGCAUGCACACAACUUGGCUCAGAGUCAAACGCCCAUGGCCGCGAAUCCACAGCAACAGCAUCUUCAGCAACAAGCUGCCAUGGCUGCUCAGCAUUCGUCUCCUAUCAUCCACAACCCAACCCCUAUCAUGGCUUCGUCACCUCUCAUGCCAAAUGCUGCCAACAUGAACAUGGGAGGCUUUUCGAUGCAACCCUCGAUGUCAAAUCAAGGCGCUGGGAGUCCGGCCCGUCCUCCUUCGGCUGCCAUGCAACACGCCAACAUCGCCAUGGCUAGGCAGCUCAGCCAGCAGGCUAGCCAGAGCCGUCAUGCUACUCCUCAAAUGGCACACGGAACUCCUCAAAUGGCAUCUGCUAUACCCAUCGACAACAACCGCCAGAUGAGUGGUACGCCCAACAUGCAACAUCGUAGCCCAAUCCCUCCCCAUAUGCAGAAUACACCCAGCCAAGCGGGCCUUAUGGCUGCAACGCAGAUGAACCAGCUCACCCCUGGUCAGCAGAUGGCACUUAUGCAACAGCAGCGCGCUCGUAAUCUACAGCAGACUAUGCAGGCUUCACCGAACCAGACUUAUACGCCUGAGCAGCUUGCUAUGAUGAGGAACCAGCAAAACAUGGCACUGCAGCAGCAGAUGAACCCUCAAAUGUAUGCUCAAAUGCAACAGCGCAUGCAGAUGCAGAAUAUGCAAGGUGGAACACCUAUGAUGCAGACGCCUUCUCAGCAGCAGCAACAACAACAGCAAAUGAGCCAAGCAAUGAGUCAACAGAUGGGACAGCAGGCGAUGCCCAAUGUUCAGGCUCAAAGGUUCCAGCAAGCUCGUGCUGCGUUGAUGCGCACGAAGCAGUUGAUUGUACAUAUGCAACAGCAACAGCAACAAAUACCGCCAGAGUUGCAACACAAAUAUCAGCAGCAAACACAAAUGGUUCAGAAUGCUCAGGCGCAAAUGGCAGUGGCUACAGCGCGGACGCAGCAACAGACUCUUGGCGACACGAGCAAUACCGAGCAAUACAUGCAAAACCUCCGCAAUCAGCAAGCACUGAUUGCGAGGAUGCAGCGAAACCCACAGAUGGCACAGCAACAAGGCAUGAUGAAUGGUGGAGGGCAGCAGCAACAAAACAUGAACAUGUUGCAAGCUCAACAAGCACAAAUGCAGCAACAGAUGCAAUUCGCUCGACAGAAUGCGAUGAAUCAACAACGACCCGGGUCGGGAAUGGGUCAGUAG
Molecule: messenger RNA, 2409 nt
Organism: Aureobasidium musti
Lineage: Eukaryota; Fungi; Ascomycota; Dothideomycetes; Dothideales; Saccotheciaceae
Source: the annotation of a GenBank genome assembly